Messenger RNA from Spinacia oleracea (spinach), 2615 nucleotides. RefSeq lists its product as uncharacterized. The record is from RefSeq and is a predicted model, not a curated record. Gene Ontology annotation, biological process: negative regulation of transcription elongation by RNA polymerase II. NCBI's taxonomy places the organism in Eukaryota, Viridiplantae, Streptophyta, Magnoliopsida, Caryophyllales, Amaranthaceae. The coding region runs from base 896 to 2104 and encodes 402 amino acids. The transcript has 9 exons. Gene Ontology annotation, molecular function: histone reader activity.
AAUUUUACAGUUUUUGAAGAGAGAUCAACUGUAAUCAACCAACAAUAUGGAUGAUUUCCACAAUCAAUUUACGGUGGAACCAGUAGAAGCAUGUGAGAUAUGUGGGAAUAUUGGCUUUCUUGAUUGCAACUUCCUUUGCUGCAAGUGCAAAUUAACUCGUCAACAUGUGUAUGGCAAUCUUAUCUCUUCUAAUUACUUCAAUUUUUUUUUAUGUCUAUUAUUUUCUAUAAAAUAUAAUCACUCUAUUUGAAAAUGAUAUCCAAAUUGACAAACAUUAUAAGAGCAACUCCAAUGGUGAGCCACAUGGCGGUGUAGCUAAGUUUGCCACAUCAAAUUUCUAGCUACAAUUGAUUUAAGCCAGUAGCGGAGACAGGGGGGCUGGUAGGGGCAGCCGCCCCCCCAAACAUAAAUAAAAUUUUGAUAUAUAUAAUAGAAUAGUGUUGUUAUAACCAUUAAACUCCACUUGCUUCAGUGGUUUGAGGGAUUAUCAAGUAGAUAUGUGGCACUAUGACACGAGUUCGAUUCUCUCCUCUAGGUCUUACUUGCGUCUCUUUUUUUAUUAUUUUAUUACUAAUUAGUUCAAACACAAUAUAAUGUCAAAUGAACUACUUUGGUUUAGUGGUAGUACGAUGUGGCAUUGGUCGGUAGACAUAGUGAUCGAUUCUGUCAUUAGCAAAAUAGGUUUUUUGAUUUCUAUUUUUAUUUUUUAUUUUUUAUGUUUCAACGUCUAUGAUUAUAUUUUUUAACUCUAAAAUUGAUCUCAUUUUUUUAUUUCUUUAUUAUAAUUAUACCUCGUAUUUCAUAAUAUAAUUGAUUAAUUUUUUUUUUUUUUUUCCGACAUCACUCGUAUGACAUCAACCGCCCCCUCAAAGGUAUUGCAUGAAAGUAAUGUGUGAUGAUGAUGCUGACCAGGAAAACUGGGUUUGUGAAGAAUGCAAAUCCUGCAAUCAGAUACCUUUGUCAAUACCUGCCUACUGGCACAAGGUUGAGGAUACCGAUUAAGAAACCUCCUCAAAAUUCCAAGGUGCACUAUAUAUCCCCCGAGGAAGCAAAAGUCUUGGGGUCUUCAUCGAGCACAUCACAUUUUGCGUUUAGCCCCCCAGUGAACAAGCCAUAUGAGUCCAAGAUGGAAGUCGUUCCACCAUCCAAUCCAUCUCCUAAAUUCAGAAUAAAACCAUAUCUUCCAGUUGGGCCUUCAGGAAGCAGGGAGCCCCUGAAUAACUGGAGCAUGCCUAGCUGUAUUAAGGAUGAAAAAAUGGCAGCUUUUACUGAUGGACCUGCACGGCAACAUUGUGGGGAAAAUCAAACUGCUAAGCGCGUAUCUUUUGGGGAAGUUCCCAAGCCUGGUGUGGACAGAGACAAAACAAAAUUAGGCCACACUCCUGUUCAGUUAGGCCAGCGUUUUCCUGCUGUAAGUUCAGAUGAACGUCCACAGCGAUUUUGUAAAAGAACAACUUCCAAGUAUUUGUCUUUGGGAAAACUUUAUAAAGUUGACAUAAAUCCAGAUCGCACUUCUCAGCUACUCCAGUCUUUUCCAACUGGAAGUUCAGGAAUCAAUGUUGGUGCAGAAGCGCAGACACAGAAAAUUGACUCUCCGAAUAAUACAGUGGUCCUUGAUAGCUAUCUACCAAACCAUCCUGCAAUGACGCCCACUUGGAGGGGAACUUUUAAGAUCAGAAAUGAAGCAUUGCCAUGUAAUAUAUUUGAUGAAAUUCAAGCACAUCCUCCUUGUAAAGUACAUAGUAAAGUGUACAAGCUGUCAAAACAGUUCCCCGAGACACUUGAAUUUGAAAUGCUGCCUCAAUGGAACACGCGAAUCAGUAUUUUUGAGGAUGAUAUCCCUAGUGAGCUUGAUAUCGGACUCUAUUUUCUUUCUCCUAGGAUGUCCGAUUUGAACAGAGGUUCAAAACCGGAGAUUACAUCAACUGUUGGACAUGAACAAAGUUACUGCCUCCUUUUGGAGUACCUGGACAAGCAUGAACUGCUCUUGAAAACUCAGAUUGAUAAAGUGGAGUUGUUAGUUUUUUCUUCCAAGUAUUUGCCAGAGGGUUCUCGUAAAAUAUACCGAAAGCAUUUCUUGUGGGGAAUACUCCAGCCUUGCUGACUGAAGACAACUCUGUACGCUAAUAACUUCUCGUUCACGUGGUUUCUCAUCCUUCCUAACCAAUCUGACAUUUUAAUCCUUCAAGAAGGUGAAAGUAAGUGCAAGAAUUCAUCCUAUUUCAACUCCUAAGCGGAACUAGGAGAUACGGUCUUCCAAUUCUAAGUUCGGGGUAGUUGUGCUGGUAUGUGAACAACUUGUGGGCAUGGUUUUCUUCUUUCUCUAUUAGGAUGUUUGUUGUGUUUUAUCAGCAUGGAUAAUGGUAUUCAUGGUGGUGAAUUGGUGAUUGGUCAAUUUUAUGGAGUUUUACAUGUCACAAGUUAAGGUUUAAGACAUAAGGAUUACUGAGGUGUUUAACCUGUUACGAAGCUCAGUUGACUGUCUGUGCUCUGAACCAUGGUUUUGAUGUUUAUGUUGAGUUAGAUUGAAUAUACAUACUUGUAAUGUUAAUGUACAUGAACUGAUAUUAACUUGUAUCCUAAUUGAUAUAAUAAACAUUAUAUCCUGGACUUCA